CGUCGCUGCGCACCCAGAAGACCCAGUUUGGGAGGAAGCAGAUUUCAGAAGCUCUCCUGAGGUGCCGCUCCGCAGCCGCAGACCCCACCAUGGCGCUGUCCUACCCGAGGCCCUGGGCCUCUCUGCUGCUGGUGGACCUGGCUUUACUUGGGUUGCUACAAAGAUCUCUGGGAACUCUGCUUCCCCCGGGGCUGCCAGGAUUAUGGCUGGAGGGCACCCUGCGACUUGGAGUGCUGUGGGGACUGCUAAAAGUGGGAGGGCUGCUGAGACUUGUGGGGACCUUUCUGCCCUUGCUCUGCCUGACCACCCCCCUGUUUUUCUCGCUGAGAGCCCUGGUGGGAAGCACCAUGAGCACCUCAGUACUCAGAGUGGCUUCUGCCUCUUGGGGCUGGCUGCUUGCUGGCUAUGUAGCCGCGGCGUUGAGCCUUGCCGUGUGGGCUGUGCUGAGCCCCGCUGGAGCACAGGAGAAGGAACCAGGCCAGGAGAACAACAGAGCACUCAUGAUACGGUUGCUGAGGCUGUCCAAGCCGGAUCUGCCUUUCCUCAUUGUUGCCUUCAUCUUUCUUGCGAUGGCUGUGUGGGGGGAGACGUUAAUCCCUCAUUAUUCGGGUCGUGUGAUUGACAUCCUGGGAGGUGAUUUUGACCCAGACGCCUUUGCGAGCGCCAUCUUUUUCAUGUGCUUAUUCUCUGUUGGGAGCUCCCUCUCUGCAGGCUGCCGAGGAGGCUCCUUCCUCUUCACCAUGUCCAGGAUCAACCUUCGCAUACGAGAGCAGCUUUUCUCAUCUUUGUUGCGCCAAGACCUUGCAUUCUUCCAGGAGACCAAGACAGGGGAGCUGAACUCACGGCUGAGCUCGGACACCUCCCUGAUGAGCCGCUGGCUCCCUUUCAAUGCCAAUAUCCUGCUGCGGAGCCUGGUGAAGGUGGUGGGGCUGUACUACUUCAUGCUCCAGGUCUCCCCGAGACUCACCUUCCUCUCCCUGCUGGACCUGCCCCUCACAAUAGCAGCCGAGAAGGUGUACAACCCCCGCCAUCAGGCUGUGCUAAAGGAGAUCCAGGAUGUAGUGGCGAAGGCAGGGCAGGUGGUGCGUGAGGCCGUAGGAGGGCUGCAGACCGUGAGAAGCUUUGGCGCGGAGGAGCAGGAAGUCAGCCGCUACAAGGAGGCCCUGGAGCGAUGUCGACAGCUGUGGUGGCGCCGAGACCUGGAAAAAGAAUUGUAUUUAGUCAUACGGAGGGUAAUGGCCUUGGGCAUGCAGGUGCUGAUUCUGAACUGCGGUGUGCAGCAGAUCCUGGCUGGGGAGGUCACCCGGGGCGGCCUGCUCUCCUUCUUGCUGUAUCAGGAGGAAGUGGGGCACCAUGUCCGGAACCUGGUAUACAUGUAUGGGGAUAUGCUGAGCAACGUGGGUGCCGCGGAAAAGGUUUUUUCCUACUUGGACCGAAGGCCAAAUCUGCCGAAGCCUGGUACCCUGGCCCCUCCCAGGGUGGAGGGGCGCGUGGAAUUUCAAGAUGUCUCCUUCUCGUACCCCAGUCGCCCCGAGAAGCCUGUGCUCCAGGGCCUGACGUUUACCCUGCAUCCUGGAAAGGUGACCGCGUUGGUGGGACCCAAUGGGUCAGGGAAGAGCACCGUGGCCGCCCUGCUGCAGAACCUGUACCAGCCAACCGGGGGCAAGGUGCUCCUGGAUGGCGAGCCCCUGGUCCAGUACGAUCACCACUACCUGCACCGCCAGGUGGUUCUGGUGGGGCAGGAGCCUGUGCUGUUCUCCGGUUCUGUCAAGGACAAUAUUGCCUAUGGCCUGAGGAACUGUGAGGAUGCUCAAGUGAUGGCUGCUGCCCAGGCGGCCUGUGCAGACGACUUCAUAGGGGAAAUGACGAACGGAAUAAACACAGAAAUCGGGGAGAGAGGGAGCCAGUUAGCUGUGGGACAGAAGCAACGUCUGGCCAUUGCCCGGGCCCUUGUGCGGAACCCGCGGGUCCUCAUCCUGGAUGAGGCUACCAGUGCCCUGGACGCCGAGUGCGAGCAGGCUCUUCAGACCUGGAGAUCGCAGGAGGACAGGACGAUGCUGGUCAUUGCUCACCGGCUGCACACGGUUCAGAAUGCUGACCAAGUUCUGGUGCUCAAGCAGGGGCAGCUGGUGGAGCACGACCAGCUCAGGGAUGAGCAGGAUGUCUACGCUCACUUGGUACAGCAGCGGCUGGAAGCGUGAGGCCUCCAGACACUGAGCCCUCUCAGGACUGUGGCCAGGAUCUGACCCACAGGGACUGUGCUGGAGGCUAGCGUCAGGAUAAAGAUUGGGACCCUUUGGACUUUGUUUAUUUUGGUGGGCUUGGUGGGUGAGGGCCAGGGGAUGGGAUGGUUGCUGGGUGGGGUGGGUGGUUUAAACAUUAUUUUUUUCUAAAUAUAAAAAUAAUAAAUAUAUAUAUAAUACUUU
Molecule: messenger RNA, 2426 nt
Organism: Rattus norvegicus (Norway rat)
Lineage: Eukaryota; Metazoa; Chordata; Mammalia; Rodentia; Muridae
Gene: Tap2
Product: transporter 2, ATP binding cassette subfamily B member
Exons: 12
Coding region: 90-2201 (703 amino acids)
Biological process (GO): peptide transport; positive regulation of T cell mediated cytotoxicity; transmembrane transport
Cellular component (GO): membrane; TAP complex; endoplasmic reticulum membrane
Molecular function (GO): peptide transmembrane transporter activity; ATP hydrolysis activity; ABC-type transporter activity
Source: RefSeq, marked validated